CCAAAUCCUGAUGUGCCAUCAGGUUUUUCUAAAUAUUAGAAAUGAAACUCCCCAUGGUUAACCACAUUCUUCCGACGUUGAUUGGGUAAUAUCUGAGAAAGUUGUGACAACUAUAAACUGGUACGUAAUUCGAUGUAUGCCAUUGCCCACGCCCUGUUUAAAAGACGUACGAAGUCGUUACUGAUUAAUCAGUCAUAGUUGAUUGACUGUUAUUCUCGUGUCACCAUGUCGGAUUUGGAGCUUCAGCAACGGAAAGUUCUUAACCUUUUCGAGCGGGUUUCUCAGCCAUUUUCACCUAAACCGAACAUUACUUUUGAAUUUCCGGAUUUUGUGUCUGAUUGGGUCUUUCUUCAGUCUCCAACAGAUUUUUCUCCAAAACCUGGUUUAGUCCCCCCUGGUAGUGCAUCUACUGAUGGCUUGAAUAUCCCCGAAUUAGACCUGGUAAAGACGAUUCCACGCGGAAGAUUAUUCUCGAAUUUUCAUCCAGGCCACCGUGAAGCCGCCUACACACUUGUUAAGAUCUUUAAAGAUGUCCCUACUGUGGCUGGUAUGUUGAAUUUGGCUGCCCAUCCCGAUGUACGCGAUGCUGUAAACGAGCAUAUUUUCGUCUAUGCUUUGUCUGCUGCCCUCAUUCAAAGAAAAGAUGCUCGCUCGUUACGUCUUCCGCCCAUCUAUGAAAUUUUUCCAGGGAAAUUUUUUGAGACUAAAGUGCGAAGCGAAGCACAGACGAGUGUUCAACAGCAAAAAGAGCCGGCCAUUAAACAACCCAUCAUCAUCGAUAAAAACUUUGCAGCUACAAACAGAGUCGUGGAAAAUAGGUUGUCUUAUUUCCGCGAAGACUUGGGUAAGUUGCAUAAUUGUUUUGUUUAUAUAGUAAGAAAAAAUCAUGUUGUACAUUUUAUUUCCCAAGGCAUCAACAGCCAUCAUUGGCAUUGGCAUUUAAUUUUUCCAGUGGAAGCGACAGGAGAAAUCAUAAAUCCACCAGAUCGUCGUGGCGAACUAUUCUAUUACAUGCACCAACAAAUUUUGGCUCGUUAUGAUGCUGAAAGAAUAGCUAAUGGUCUGGCCCGCGUAACGUCAUAUCACGACUGGGACGAACCCAUUAUAGAAGCCUACUUUCCGAAACUUACAAAUGCCAACGGUGCCAUUCAUUGGGCAUCUCGUCCGGCUGGGCUCGUUCUCAAGGACAUUAAUAUUCCCGACGAAGGCGUCGAACUUGGAAUCGAAUUUCAAAUUCAGAAUCUAGAACUGUGGCGCACCCGAAUUCUUCACGCUAUACACAAAGGAUCCGUAGUAAAGGCGAAUGGCGAAGUCGUCCAGUUAGAUGAAACAACGGGUACAAACACCUUAGGAGAGCUCAUCGAAGCGUCGCAGUGGUCUGCCGACAAGUUGUUUUACGGUGAUCUGCACAAUUUUGGACACAUUGCAGUGUGUUAUAUUCACGACCCUGACCGCAGCCAUUCGGAAAACAUGGGAGUGAUGGGCGAUUCGGUGACGGCCAUGCGUGACCCCAUCUUCUACCGAUGGCACAAGUUCAUCGACUCACUUUUCCAGCAAUUCAAAGCCACCUUAAAUCCCUAUACUGCUCAACAGUUGACUCUGGAAGGAAUUACAGUGAACAACGUCGAAGUACGCCGCAACGCUUCUCCUAAUAAUCCCGGGUUAAAUCCACCAAAAAAUCUCAUUAUCACAGGCUGGCAAGAAAGUAUUGUGGAGCUGGACCGCGGUUUAGAUUUCUCAAGCUUGCGUCCCGUCCAAGCACGAGUGACGCACCUGCAGCAUGAAGAUUUUUUCUAUCGAAUACAAGUGACCAAUUCGACAAAAACUACACAAGAAAUUGUGUUCCGAAUUUUUUUGGCACCGAUCGCAGACGAGGCAGGUCGCCCAUUUUCCUUCAGAGAACAACGUCUUCUAAUGAUCGAGCUGGACAAAUUUGUUGUGAGAGUUACCCCUGGAGCUAACAGAGUCAAGAGAAAAUCGGACGAUUCCUCCGUGACGAUCCCGUUUGAACGUACGUUUAGAGAUCUGGAAGCAGCUGCUCCCGCGACACCACUCGCUCCAGGAGGUGUCCCAACCGACUUGCCGACCGACAGAAUGACCAAUUUCUGUGGUUGCGGGUGGCCGGAUCACUUUUUAGUGCCGCGAGGUGCGCCUAACCCAGGAAUGCCCUUCACGCUGUUCGCCAUGGCCACCAGCUGGGAAGAGGAUCGCGUCGUUAAUGGUGAGGACACUAAAAAACUCUGCCGCAAUGCAGCCUCUUAUUGCGGAGUAUUAGAUGAAAAGUAUCCCGACAAGAGACCGAUGGGCUUUCCAUUUGAUCGCCCCCCUGAUAAAAUGAUGACCACGUUGGCGAAAUUUGUUGAAAAGUCGCCUAAUAUGAAAACCACAGAGAUCCGCAUUCAGUUUGAAGAUCGCAUCAUACGUCGAUUUCCCCAACAGUAAAGUAUUGGAACAGUCAUGCUUUCUGUUUCCGUUUUCCACCUUUUUUUACUCAGCCAAUGACUUCUCUCUUCGGCUAUAGUAUUUAACGUUAUCGCCCACAAAAGGAAUUGUCUGCCCUUAAUUUUUCAUUUGCUGAAAGCGGAUGUUGUGAUACUUCCUUAAUCCGUACUAAUUGAAAAGCAUUUCAAGGUACUCGCAUUCUUCGCUUUGCUUGAGGAAGCUUGAUCCUAUAAAGAUCAGAUUUCUUUUACCAUUUACUGCAGCACAGUCUACCAAUUUUUUCUUUGGAUAAAGGCUCUUUUCUCAAGGCUAUGGUGCCCAACAAUCCCCUUCAAUUGCUGCACAAUAACAUUCAUUUGAUUCUUUUCCCCCUAGUUCUUUUCAUUGCUUCCCUUUUUUAGAAAUACAUUUGGAACUCGAAAGCG
Messenger RNA from Daphnia carinata, 2867 nucleotides. Its product is annotated as phenoloxidase subunit 1-like. The transcript is spliced from 16 exons. The record is from RefSeq and is a predicted model, not a curated record. Lineage: Eukaryota; Metazoa; Arthropoda; Branchiopoda; Diplostraca; Daphniidae. Gene Ontology annotation, molecular function: oxidoreductase activity. Bases 226 to 2442 code for a protein of 738 amino acids.